AUGCGAUGCGCGAGCACAAAGGCCGCCGAGAGCGCGUGUGCACGUAUCUGUGCGGAAGCCGAAGCAGAAACCACAGCAACUGAUGUGUCAUCGUUGCUGAAACGACUCAGCCUGUAUCACCUGGUGAUGCAGGCGCUCGUCAUGAAGACACUCAUGUCUUCACAGAGUAUAAGCUCGGUGUCUCGUACUCUCCUGAUACGGAAGACGGAUCCGUAUCGACGGCGAUCGAAACCAAGCCGCCUGCCAAGCGUGGCAUGGAUGAUGCUAUGCGUCGUAGCAUCUUUGGUUCAUCUGAUGAAUCAGACGAACCAUCGCCGAAGCGUAGGCGCUCGAGGUCGCGAGACUCGGGCGCUAACAGUGGUGUCGGUUCUCCUAUGGACACCACUUCGCAACGAGGUGUCAGUCCUUCUGUCGGCACGUCGCAGGAAGAGCGGGGACCGCAAUGUCUUGCGUCUCGCCUUCUGA
Molecule: messenger RNA, 465 nt
Organism: Peronospora matthiolae
Lineage: Eukaryota; Oomycota; Peronosporomycetes; Peronosporales; Peronosporaceae
Source: the annotation of a GenBank genome assembly